This is a messenger RNA of Coregonus sp. 'balchen', 35706 nucleotides long. The record is from the annotation of a GenBank genome assembly. NCBI's taxonomy places the organism in Eukaryota, Metazoa, Chordata, Actinopteri, Salmoniformes, Salmonidae.
AAACGGGCGAAAGGCCAGUACCUGUUUUUCAAAGUGUGUGAAGCCCUGAACCUACUGGAGAAGGACUACUUUGGGUUGAGUUACAAAGACAACGCUGACCAGACGGUAAAGUCUUUUUUUUUUUUUUUUUUUUUUUUUUUUUUUUUACAUGUACAGUAAGAUAGGCUUUUCCAGAACAGGGAACACAUGACAAAAGCCUUCCAAUCCAUUUAUUUGUUUUAAGUAUGCUUUGUUUCUGAAGUACCAGUACUACUUUAGACCUAACUACUUCAUAAAACAACAUUCUCGCCUAAUGGCACAGAUGUUUUUGCAUUUAUGUCCUAAAACUUUUAAUUGUUCCUCAAUUAAAUAAUUAGCUAGACUUUUAUUCUACUACAAUGACUAAUGGCUUGACUUGUAACUGCAACCGCAUAAUAUCCCUCAUGAUCAAUAGACAUUCCAAACCUUUCAGCGGGCCUAAUAGACCAUAUAAUUGAUUGUUUUAACAAAGGCCUGAAUGAACCAACAGUGAUUCUUGAAACUCAGAUGGAUGAUAAAGUACUUCACUGUGUACUAAGUCCAGCCCAUCCUCACAGGAUGACUGAAGUGUGCAGUAAACCUCCAGAGAACCCAGAUAUGCUUCCAGGGAAUAACAUUAGUUCUUUUCCAUAUCUCUGUGGACACAGUUUAUUGGGGAGCUCUGUAAUAUCACUGGUUGGAGACAAACGAGGCUCCGCUCACAAACUUCAGUCCAAAGUUCCUCUGCUCUCGCCCACUGCCAAGCAGGCCUGUUUCACAGAAGACCUGGGUUCAAAUGAGUGUUGGGGUCAAUUCCAUUUCAAUUCAGAAAGUAAACAAAAUUCAAAUUCAGAAUGUUCCUAAUUGAAAAGCAUUGAGGAUAGGCCUAAGUGUAAUUUCAGUGUACUUCCUGAAUUGAUUGAAAUUGAAAUGGAAUUGACCCCAACACUGGUUCAAAUACUAUUUGAUUAGCACUUUUGGGACUUCUAUUGGUUCCAUUGCAACAGCCAAUCAAUCAAGCACACCUAAAGUAUUUUAAAUGAUUUAAAAUAGCAAUUGAAACCAGGCCUUGUUCACAGACCGUAUCCUCCUCACAUCUUAUGGCUUUGGGCCUGGAUGUUAAACUCUCGCCUGCACACUGUAACUGGAGCAUAAUGACAGACAGUCAACACGCUCCACAGUCUGUCUGCAGGCUCCAGAUCAGUCAGUGAGGGAGACUGUUGGGAGAGAAUGCUGAGCUUAGUUCCACGUUGACACUGGAAACUGCAGGCUAGCCACAGGGGCGGGGGGUGGAGAGGAGGGAAGAGGCUAGACUGUAGUUUAGUGGAAUGUGUUUUCAUCAUGUGUGUUCGUUUAUAUGAAAGUGGUGCACAGCAGUUCAGGGAUCAGACCAGUAAUGACAACCAUGGCUAGUUUUGUUGUGUCUGUCUAGUGGUCUGGAGUCUGGAUUGGUGCCAAAUUGAGAGUUUAGCUCUUUACAGCAGCUCUGUGCCAAAUGCUUCCUUCUGUGUCAUGUUUAGGAUUUUCUUGACAUACCUGAUAUACUACAGUAUUUGAGAAGGGAAAUAAAAAAGGCCUAGUGUAUUUAGAUUAGUGUUCUAUGUUUAGGUGGUAUAGUCUUACCAAGUAGUUAUUUGCAAUAUGGACGCUUUUACAAUAAAAAUAUUGCCUGCAUUUUUCUAACAUGAGUUGUCAAUCACCAUGGUUACUCAACAGGGAAGAUACUGUGUGUUAGAAUUUCUGUAUACUUGUUCAAACCAAAGCUAAUAUCUCCUUUGUUUCUCUUCUAUAGUGCUGGCUUGACCCUACAAAGGAGAUCAAACGUCAGAUCCGCAGUAAGUUGUGGCUUUUUAACCUUUUGAAACUUUCUGUAUGAAGUGUCUCAUUAAGUAACAGGGCCACCGGAGUUCACACUAAUUGGCUUUACUGUACAUACCAACCUAAUGAAAGGCUUCCACACUAUACCCUAUAAUUUCCACUAGCUAAGCACCCCUAUCAUUCUAUCCCCCAACUCUCUAUUCCAAUAGAACUAAUGUUACUGUAGACAUUUACUGGAUCUUGAGCAGAUACACAUUAUUUUUCUUCUGCUGUGGUGACAUGCUCUUUUCACAUCUGGUCACUGGAUUGCAGUAAUUCUGGAUGGGGCUGGGGGGAUGCGUUUGGGAUGACGUGUGUUGAGUGGAGGGAGGCUGCUCUCUGCUGAACCUCUCGGCCAGGGCAGAGAGAAGGGGGAUGCUCGCCCCCCCAUCGCCAGUCUGAUACGUCCAGAGCACUUAGCACUGCCAGUAACACCGACCAGGCGUUUACACACACACACACACACACACACACACACACACACACACACACACAGUAUGCCCCGGAGGGAAUUCACUCUUGCCAUGGGAACGGCAGCUCCGAGCGGAGGUACUUUCCUGUCCAGGGCCUGGGAUGCGUUACCCUGCUGUUAAAGUCUACAGCGGCCCAAAACUGGCCUCUUUCUCUCUCUUUAGCUUGAUGUAUCCGUUUACAUCAUGAUCAGGGUCUCUGGGCUGGGCUGGGCCCUCCUUCAGGGGCGAGAAAGGGAAUGGGAUCCUCCCUCUGAAAGAUGCAGCAGUCAGAAGGCUGCUUCAUGUGUUGGACCCCUGCCUGGUGCAAAAAAGACCCAGAGUGCUGCCUGAUAGUGAUUCAUGUGUUAUUGUCGAACAUUUAAGAGCAGAUGACCGUGAGCAAAGAAAUCCCCAUUCUACCUGGCUGUCCAGCAGCCAAAGCUAUGUCUAUUUUCUAGCCUUAUCAAUUCAAUUCAAUUUCAAUUUAAGGGCUUUAUUGGCAUGGGAAACGUGUGUUAACAUUGCCAAAGCAAGUGAAGUAGAUAGUAAACAAAAGUGAAAUAAACAAUAAAUAUUAACAGUAAACAUUACACUCAGAAGUUUCAAAAGAAUAAAGACAUUUCAAAUGUCAUAUUAUGUAUAUAUACAGUGUUGUAACAAUGUGCAAAUAGUUAAAGUACAAAUGGGAAAAUAAAUAAACAUAAAUAUGGGUUGUAUUUACAAUGGUGUUUGUUCUUCACUGGUUGCCCUUUUCUUGUGGCAACAGGUCACAAAUCUUGCAGCUGUGAUGGCACACUGUGGUUUUUCACCCAGUAGAUAAGGGAGUUUAUCAAAAUUGGGUUUGUUUUCGAAUUCUUUGUGGAUCGCUGUAAUCUGAGGGAAAUAUGUGUCUCUAAUAUGGUCAUACAUUUGGCAGGAGGUUAGGAAGUGCAGCUCAGUUUCCACCUCAUUUUGUGGGCAGUGUGCACAUAGCCUGUCUUCUCUUGAGAGCCAGGUCUGACUACGGCGGCCUUUCUCAAUAGCAAGGCUAUGCUCACUGAGUCUGUACAUAGUCAAAGCUUUCCUUAAAUUUGGGUCAGUCACAGUGGUCAAGUAUUCUGCCACUGUGUACUCUCUGUUUAGGGCCAAAUAGCAUUCUAGUUUGCUCUGUUUUUUUGUUUGUUCUUUCCAAUGUGUCAAGUAAUUCUCUUUUUGUUUCUCAUGAUUUGGUUGGGUCUAGUUGUGUUGUUGUUGUUGUUGUCCUGGGGCUGUGUGGGGUCUGUUUGUGUUUGUGAACAGAGCCCCAGGACAAGCUUACUUAGGGGACUCUUCUCCAAGUUCAUCUCUCUGUAGGUGAUGGCUUUGUUAUGGAAGGUUUGGGAAUCGCUUCCUUUUAAGUGGUUAUAGAAUUUAACGGCUCUUUUCUGGAUUUUGAUAAUUAGUGGGUAUUGGCCUAAUUCUGCUCUGCAUGCAUUAUUUGGUGUUUUACGUUGUACACGGAGGAUGUUUUUGCAGAAUUCUGCAUGCAGAGUCUCAAUUUGGUGUUUGUCCCAUUUUGUGAAUUCUUGGUUGGUGAGCGGACCCCAGACCUCAGAACCAUAAAGGGCAAUGGGUUCUAUAACUGAUUCAAGUAUUUUUAGCCAGAUCCUAAUUGGUAUGUCAAAUUUUAUGUUCCUUUUGAUGGCAUAGAAGGCCCUUCUUGCCUUGUCUCUCAGAUCGUUCACAGCUUUGUGGAAGUUACCUGUGGCGCUGAUGUUUAGGCCGAGGUAUGUAUAGUUUUUUGUGUGCUCUAGGGCAACGGUUUCUAGAUGGAAUUUGUAUUUGUGGUCCUGGCAACUGGACCUUUUUUGGAACACCAUUAUUUUUGUCUUACUGAGAUUUACUGUCAGGGCCCAGGUCUGACAGAAUCUGUGCAGAAGAUCUAGGUGCUGCUGUAGGCCCUCCUUGGUUGGUGACAGAAGCACCAGAUCGUCAGCAAACAGAAGACAUUUGACUUCAGAUUCUAGUAGGGUGAGGCCGGGUGCUGCAGACUGUUCUAGUGCCCUCGCCAAUUCGUUGAUAUAUAUGUUGAAGAGGGUGGGGCUUAAACUGCAUCCCUGUCUCACCCCACGGCCCUGUGGAAAGAAAUGUGUGUGUUUUUUGCCAAUUUUAACCGCACACUUGUUGUUUGUGUACAUGGAUUUUAUAAUGUCGUAUGUUUUUCCCCCAACCCCACUUUCCAUCAAUUUGUAUAGCAGACCCUCAUGCCAAAUUGAGUCAAAAGCUUUUUUGAAAUCAACAAAGCAUGAGAAGACUUUGCCUUUGUUUUGGUUUGUUUGUUUGUCAAUUAGGGUGUGCAGGGUGAAUACGUGGUCUGUCGUACGGUAAUUUGGUAAAAAGCCAAUUUGACAUUUGCUCAGUACAUUGUUUUCACUGAGGAAAUGAACUAGUCUGCUGUUAAUUAUAAUGCAGAGGAUUUUCCCAAGGUUGCUGUUGACGCAUAUCCCACGGUAGUUAUUGGGGUCAAAUUUGUCUCCACUUUUGUGGAUUGGGGUGAUCAGUCCUUGGUUCCAGAUGUUGGGGAAGAUGCCAGAGCUAAGGAUGAUGUUAAAGAGUUUAAGUAUAGCUAAUUGAAAUUUGUGGUCUGUAUAUUUUAUCAUUUCAUUGAGGAUACCAUCAACACCACAGGACUUUUUGGGUUGGAGGGUUUGUAUUUUGUCCUGUAGUUCAUUCAAUGUAAUUGGAGAAUCCAGUGGGUUCUGGUAGUCUUUAAUAGUUGAUUCUAAGAUUUGCAUUUGAUCAUGUAUAUUUUUUUGCUGUUUGUUCUCUGUUAUAGGGCCAAAAAGAUUGGAGAAGUGGUUUACCCAUACAUCUCCGUUUUGGAUAGAUAGCUCUUCGUGUUGUUGUUUGUUUAGUGUUUUCCAAUUUUCCCAGAAGUGGUUAGAGUCUAUGGAUUCUUCAAUUACAUUGAGCUGAUUUCUGACAUGCUGUUCCUUCUUUUUCCGUAGUGUAUUUCUGUAUUGUUUUAGUGAUUCACCAUAGUGAAGGCGUAGGCUCAGGUUUUCUGGGUCUCUAUGUUUUUGGUUGGAUAGGUUUCUCAAUUUCUUUCUUAGGUUUUUGCAUUCUUCAUCAAACCAUUUAUCACUGUUAUUACUUUUCUUUGGUUUUCUGUUAGAGAUUUUUAGAUUUGAUAGGGAAGCUGAGAGGUCAAAUAUACUGUUUAGGUUUUCUACUGCCAAGUUUACACCUUCACUAUUACAGUGGAACGUUUUGUCCAGGAAGUUGUCUAGAAUGGAUUGAAUUUGUUGUUUCCUAAUUGUUUUUUUGGUAGGUUUCAACACUACUUUCCUUCCAUCUAUAGCAUUUCUUAAUAUUAUUCAGUUCUUUUGGCUUUGAUGCCUCAUGAUUGAGUAUUGCUCUGUUCAAGUAGACUGUGAUUUUGCUGUGGUCUGAUAGGGGUGUCAGUGGGCUGACUGAUCUCUGUCUUGUUUGAACUACUUUAACACCUUGGGUCAAUGAGUGAGGAACAGAUGCCCUAUACUUGACUGUCAGCCACAGUUUGCUCUCUGUGAGAUAAAGACAAAGGAUCUGGAGCACUUGCUGAUAAGUGAGACCACUGUUAUACUGACUUGACUGAUUCAGGUCUGUGGGCAGGCAGAGUUCACUACCAGGUCUGUAACUGAGAUCACUAGGGGUUUAUGGUCACUGCCUGCCUGUGGGAUCCAGUGAAAUGGUAGUUAUUGGCACACUCCAUUUUCUUUAAAGGCAGUGUAGCACCUAUUUCUCAAUGCCAGAAACGUAUAUAAUAGUAACCUAGAGCACCCCAAGAAAACAUUCCCAAAUUACAAACUUAAAUCAAUUGUUAUAAUGUUGUUCUAAAUGUUGGGUUUGAGGUUUUCUCCAACUCAUCUCUAACUUGGUAAAAAUAAUCCCACAAUGCCCUGUGGUCAGCGUCACAUGGUGAAUUGAAAACAUAUACAAAGUAGGAUACGUUUUAAAAUUAGGUGGGCUAAUUGGGCGUCUACUCGUCAGUCUGCGGGGGCACAUUUCAUCCCAUUGUUGACUUCCAGGGCUAUCAACAAUGGAAGGAUGACUUCAACAAGAAGUUGCUUCUCAAAGUGGAUGCUGUCCCUACCAUUAAUGUGGCUUCUAAAGCAUCUCAAACAGCCGUGAGCAUUAUCACUGGCAUAGAAGUGAACUGGGUAAAUGAAAGCGCUAGCUAUGCCAGGGAUGGGCAACUUUGAUGGGGGUGGUGCCACAAUUAAAUAAUCAUAAGGGGCCGCAGGGGCUCGCACACACUGCAAGCAAAACAUUUUAGUUUUAGCAAUUUUGUAAGUAAUUUCAUGCAAUUCUACUCAUUUUGCCAUGGGGUGGAGAGGAAUGUUUCCCGUUUUUAAUAUGAUAUCUGAGUGUGACUGACUAAGAAAAUCAAUGGGGGCCCCCCAGCCAGUAAUUUCACCAUGACUAAGAAAAUCAAUGGGGGCCCCCCAGCCAGUACUUUCACCAUGAUAACAAGUUUAGAUUACUGGCCGCAAAACGAAUGUAACAAUCCCACAUUGUUUUUGCUGGACUAUCAGUGACUGACAUAACAAGAGAAACUGCUGAUGCACAACCAAACUUCGAAAUUGCACCUUGUAUUCUACUAUUGUAACUCACAACAGUACCCCGACUGAAUUGAUCCGAAGGCCUGCGUCCCGCGGACCGCCAAUUGCCCAUCCCUGCUCUAUGCUAAUGUUAGCUAGCUAUACCUUUAGCUCAUGUCUUCCAUCCAAAUAACACUGAUAAAACGAACAAAAUGUUAACAUGUCUGCCAGCUGUUGGUAGCUAACUGCUGAUGUUGUCAUAGAUGGUACAAUCCUGUGGGAAAGUGUGCUUUUCAUGCUGUUUGUGGGGGCUGCAAUUUGGUUGUUCUGUGGCUCUGGCUUUGGUCAUGGAUCCGAUCGGGUGGCGUUGCUUUCUUUUGGAGGGGUGGAUUGUGGAUUUUUAGUUUAUUUAAAGUUUAUUUUGGGAUCUUAGGAUCAAUGUGGUCACAGUUGCUUCUUGUUGAAGUGGCAGCAGCUAACGUUAGCUUGCUAUAGCUAGCUAUCCUCUUCCUCCAUUUCUGAAUGAAUUUGUGGCUAUUUCUUUCUAGCUGGCAAAAUAAGUGAGCUAGAUUUUGUGGACUGCCACAUGUCGAUAACAUAGCUAGGUUUGUCACUGGUAUGAGCUAGUUAAUGUCCUAUGGGAGCCACAGUACCUGCCUCCUGUUAUGUUGGAGAGUUAUGUUAUGUUAUGUGAGGAGAGUUGUAGCUAAUACACCCUAGCAGUUUAUAAAGAAUUGAGCUAGUCUCGUUCUUUCCACAUAACAAUAUUCUCUCUUGAACGGAGUUCAUCGAGUUUCCCAGCCGUAGCCUGCCUAGGCUAUAUGCCUGUUCUUGAAAUCAACAAAGGAAGGCAUAAAGUUAUUGUUUUCAAAUAUGUAUUAUUGGCACUGGCAGCUAAACGUAUAAACACUAAAUAUACAAUUGUUUACUAUACUUGUCACAAUUCCAGAUGUAACAUGCACAAACUGGCAAUUUAUCAGCUCACUUUAUCAGCAUUGCUUCGCGUAAACGCAAGAAAAAUAGACUUGCUUUUUACUUUGAAGUGCUUGAUGGCGUUGACACUCGCGGGCUGUCUGUUUUCUCUCAUUUACUACCGCGCAUUCUAAUUCCAGCGUGUUCACGCUUGUUCACUUGCGUAAUUGGGCAUUUAGCAAGCGCUCUUAUCCAGAGCGAUUUACAGGAGCAAUUAGGUUAAGUGCCUUGCUCAAGGGCACAUCGACAUAUUAUUUUUUUCCAACUACUCACCUCGGGGAUUUGAACCAGCGAUCUUUCGGUUACUGACCCAACGCUCUUAACCGCGUUGGUACCUGCCACCCUACACACACUCAAAUACGUUUUUCCACAUGUAAUUUAUAAAAUUAGAUUUUUUAUUGUAUAAAGACUGUAGUUGUCUAUGUUGUCAAUAUUUCAGAAAAAUCCUCACAUUUUCUAUACUAAAAAGUGAAGUGCUACUUAGUGCGCACCAGCUUACCAUGUACAGUAGGCUACAGGCAAUAUGUUCCUCCACUGUGAGUCAUAGAAAUUACGAUCUUGCUUUCACUGCUUUCCGGCAGUCGUCGUGGUUUUUAUAUGUGGGGAGCAUAAAUUGUAUAAUUGUAAACUAACUAAUAAUUUUGAGUUAGAGCCCUCGGAAACUAUUCAGACCCCUUGACUUUUUCCACAUUUUGUUACGUUACAGCCUUAUUCUUAAAUGGAUUAAAUAAAUAAAAAUUCUCAGGAAUCUACACACAAUACCCCAUAAUGACAAAGUUUGAAAACAUUUUUUCACAUUUAUUAAAAAUAAAAAACAGAAACCUUAUUUACAAAAGUAUUCAGACCCUUUGCUAUGAGACUCGAAAUUGAGCUCAGAUGCAUCCUGUUUCCAUUGAUCAUCCUUGAGAUGUUUCUACAACUUGAUUGGAGUCCACCUGUGGUAAAUUCAAUUGAUUGGACAUGAUUUGGAAAGGCUCACACCUAUUUAUAUAAGGUCCCACAGUUGACAGUGCAUGUCAGAGCAAAAACCAAGCCAUGAGUUCGAAGGAAUUAUCCGUAGCGGUCAGAGACAGGAUUGUGUCGAGGCACAGAGCUGGGGAAGGGUACCAAAAAAUGUCUGUAGGAUUGAAGGUCCCCAAGAACACAGUGGCCUCCAUUCUUUAAUGGAAGAAGUUUGGAACCACCAAGACUCUUCCUAGAGCUAUCGGGGGAGAAGGGCCUUGGUCAGGGAGGUGACCAAGAACCCGAUGGUCACUCUGACAGAGCUAUAGAGUUCCUCUGUGGAGAUGGGAGAACCUUCCAGAAGGACAACUAUCUCUGCAGCACUCUACCAAUCAGGCCUUUAUGAUAAAGUGGCCAGACGGAAGCCACUCCUCAGUAAAAGGCACAUGACAGCCCGCUUGGAGUUUGCCAAAAGUCACCUAAAGAUUCUCUGGUCUGAUGAAACCAAGCUUGAACUUUUUGGCCUGAAUGCCAAGCGUCACGCCUGGAGGAAUUCUGGCACUAUCCCUACCGUAAAGCAUAGUGGUGGCAGCAUCAUGCUGUGGGGAUGUUUUUCAGCGGCAGGGACUGGGAGACUAGUCAGGAUCAAGGCAAAGAUGAAUGGAGCAAAGUACAGAGAGAUCCUUGAUGAAAACCUGCUCCAGAGUGCUCAGGACCUCAGACUGGGGCAAAGGUUCACCUUCCAACAGGACAAUGACCCUAAGCACACAGCCAAGACGUCACAGGAGUGGCUUCGGGACAAGUCUCUGAAUGUCCUUGAGUGGCCCAGCCAGAGCCCAGACAUGAACCCGAUCGAAUAUCUCUGGAGAGACCUGAAAAUAGCUGUGCAGCAACGCUCCCCAUCUAACCUGACAGAGCUUGAGAGGAUCUGCAGAGAAGAAUGGGAGAAACUCCCCAAAUACAGGUGUGACAAGCUUGUAGCAUCAUACCCAAGAAGACUCGAUGCUGUAAUCGCUGCCAAAGGUGCUUCAACAAAGUACUGAGUAAAGGGUCUGGAUACUUAUGUAAAUAUGAUAUUUCAGUUAUUUUUUAUAAAUUAGUAAAGAUUUCUAAAAACCUGUUUUUGCUUUGUCAUUAUGGUGUAUUGUGUGUAGAUUGAGGGGGGGAAACAAUGUAAUCCAUUUUAUAAUAAGGCUGUAAUGUAACAAAAUGUGGAAAAAGUCAAGGGGUCUGAAUACUUUCUGAUGAAUAUCAGAUAACGUCCAUUAUCUGCUACCUGGCCUUUAACAUAUGCGGUAAAUCCAUAUUUAUUAAGAUGAUGGCCUGUGCUGUGCUCUGUCUGGUUGGGGUUUGAGCUCUCUGGCCUCAUCCUCGGGGACAGAUAAAAAGACAUGGAGCGCAGCAGCGGGGAGGAAAUUGCCCUGACAGUCAUUAUUUUUCCAAAGAAAUGCGGUGUAGCUUGACUACGGAUGGACCUGAUGUCACACGCGUGUGGGUGGAUGUGAUAUGAGAGAGAGACACGGAGAAGGUUUUUAUUUGUUUCACUUACUGAACCUAUUGUGUAUGAUUUCACAGACCAGUGGUGUAUUGCUGCCGGUGGAUAUGAUUCUAUGAUAUGGCACUCCCCUCCCUAUGCCUGUGUGCCCUGUAAUAGUACUCUAUGGUGUGUGACUGGGGAAUGGAGGCUAGCCUAUCACAUGAAUUGAGGCCUCAGCUCAGACCCAUUUAUCUGCAGCCUGUGACUCAGACUGGAACGUUUCAAGGAUAAUUGAAAAUUGAAAAACAGGCCAGAGAUGAGGGGGAGACUGAAAUCCCUUGUGCCCCUGUCACACCACCACAGCUGAGUUUUUGAAGGUCAUCUUUUGUAAAAACGCUUACUUUGUAUGCGUCUGCCCAUGAAUGCUCACUUAGAAAAUGACCCUGAUUUCCCAAGCUGCUUCUGUGCUAGAUGACACCCGUUUUUUGCUCUCGAUUUUUGUCCUCUUUCACACCUGAAAUACUACACCUAAUGGGACCAUUGAAGCUACUGUUCUGCACAGUUUCUCUACCCCCCCCCCCCCCCCACACACACACACACACACACCAAGAAAGUACAAUGUUCUUGGACAGAUCAAGUGGUAUUAGGCCCUAUGAUUGAGACAGUCAUGUGUUUAGCUCCCCCAUCCCAGUAGCACCAGUGACUUAACCGUCCUCUCAUUCAUUGUGAAGUGUGAUCAUCCAAACAUGUGACUUGCUGUGUCUGACUCUGAGACAGCUGCCUCACAUUCCAGUGUAUCAGUCUUUAAACUGCCCCUAGCUUCCUCAAAUGGUCACUGACCUCUCUGCUCGGUCUGGCCAAAGGACAACAGCUACAAUAUGACCACUGUUGUAACAGGAGAGGAACAGUGCCACUUUAGUGUGUGGGGUAAUUUUUUGAAUUCCUCUUUAAUGACACAUCCUGUAUCCCAUGCCCGCGCUAAGCAUGUGUGAAUUUGGCAUGGUUUUCCUUCUCGUGUUUUGUGGAUGUUUUUUAAGAGAGCAUGUUUUGUAUGAUUUUCUAUGAUGUUGUGCGGACUUGAAAAGAGAGGAAGUGAAUUCCUCCCCAAAUUUAAUGUAAUUUUCUCCGCACAGUCAAUGUAAUUCCUUCCUUCCCUGGCUCUUCUUCCCUUCUGUUCCUUCUCACAAGGACUGGGGUUCUGGGAAGAAUGAAAGCGAAUCCCUGUAUGAUUACUGUUCCAGCAUACUGUCCAGACCAGACCAGAGACACUCACUCGCCUGCAGCUACACAAAAAGGACAUUACUGUUUCUCUCCACUGAUGAGCAGACACAGAAAACCACAUCUUAUUAUUUCAUUAUCCCUUUUCUGGAUGAAAAAGCCAGAAUUCCUAAUACGUUUCGGACCAUACAUUUCAGGGAAAGAGAGUGGGAAGACCAUUAAGACAUGUCAGGACACGGUGGAAAUUUGUUGUAAAUUGAGCUGUUGCAUAACAUGUCUCCCACCCAGAUGAGAGGGAGGGAGAGAGACUGUCAUCAUCCAUCUCUUCUCUCACCGAGUGAAAUCAGGCUAGUGCUACCCCCCCUCUCAGCUAGCGGUUGCUAGGUGACAGCCAGCCCUAGCCUAUUGCUGACGUGGCUCUAGGCAUCGCCACAUCAAGCCAGUGGUCUGUGACUGGACACACACACAGAGAUGAGGAGGUAGUGUGUAUUAGCACUGCUAAUCCUGUCUCAUCUCACAUGGCGGCUCUCUUAUCGCUGACAACAGGAAGUAUAACAUGGAGCCCUGCAAAGGGCUCUUAAGCCCAUCUGGCCCCCAUCUGACCCCAACUCUAUCAUUCUCAAAGUAGGUUGCUAAUGUAAAAGUGAAUCCAUAUCAUGAUUUUGUGUUGAAGAUUUGAAGUUGAUUAAAAACCCUUUGUGGGAUUUGUUGAACGUGUGGUUCUGAAAUGUUCUCUGCUAGCUGGUUGAAUCCAAAUGUAGUCUAUUUUACUGAGAAAAUCUCCUCGGCGUGUCCAAUGAUGAAAACUCAAAACAGAGAGGGAGUGCAAUUUUUAAAGGCCUUGUUUCUACUCUGCCAUUUUAGAUUAGUCUUUGUGCAGGACCAAAUCAAAAUGACUCUCCCCAGGCUGGCCCAUGUCUUUCCAGGCUUGAUCAAACUUCCACUUCAAAGCCUCUCCUCGUGGGUCUUAGCUGUUGUGUAAUUGCUUACAGCUGCUCCUUCCUUCCCAGUGUGUUCUCUUCCUCUUUCCAUCUCUUUGCCCCUCUCUCCCACCACACCCACACUCUCCUUACGGACAGUCGAUGAGCACAGCUGUUGGAGCAGUGAUGUGUUCUUCUUAGCACAUCUGGCUCAGGAGGCUUCCGCCAUCGCUUGUUUUUCUGUAUUGGUUAUUUGACACUAAAUGCAAAAUUGCCUUCCUCUACAUACAAACGCUCACCCAAAUGCUUAGCCGGAGACACUUCAUCUAGGCUUGAACACAUGUGGCCUGGCGCCUCAGAGAAAUGUAUAAUAUGUUCUCUUGUGUUAUGAUAAUAAAUAAUGUAUUUCCUUUAGUCUUUUAAUCAGACGAGUCCUGUUCUCUCUGUUCUCUCUCCACAGAUGCCUCCUGGCAGUUAGCGUUCAAUGUCAAGUUCUACCCUCCUGAUCCAUCCCAGCUGACCGAGGAUAUUACCAGGUACUGUACUGUCUCUUUCAUCAGGAAACAGAGGUCAAACAGCCACACACCACAUCUGUUCCCCCAGUGUCUCAUCACACUCUGCUCUGAGCCCUCACCUGGAUCACUCCCGUGCACUCCCUAAUCUAGCGUAGAAAUGCCCUCUUUGAUCUGCGCCCGUCAAAAGGUUGCAGCAGUAUCGAAUGCAGUGGACCUGUCUUCAGCCUCCAGAGUUUAGUUUCAGCACAGCCCCAGAUCCAAGGUCACAGGCAGUCGAGGGCAAUCAUCUGCACACACACCUACCUUUUUUCUCUCCCAGUGUGCCGUUACCACACACACGUUAUUUCUGCUGUUGUGAGUGCAGGCUGCUGCCGUACUGUAAGGCACAGGAAAACGCCCCCACACACACCCCACUCACAACCCACAGUGUUCCUGUGCAUGUUAUGUCAGAUCUGAAGUAGUGGGUUAGUGUCAAGAGAAACGUACAGACCAAAUGUACAAAAUCUAUUUCAUGCCUCAAUGAAAUGUCAUGCCUCGUCUGGUCCCGUGUAGUUCAGUUGGUAGAGCAUGGCACUUGCAACACCAGGGUUGUGGGUUCGAUUCCCACGGGGGACCAGUACGAAAAUGUAUGCACUCACUAACUGUAAGUCGCUCUGGAUAAGAUUGUCUGCUAAAUGACUUAAAUGUAAAUGUGGUUAUAGACUGUAAAUCUGUCUUUCUCUCCCUCCCCCACCCCUUUCUCCCAUCUCUCUCUUUUCUUUCUUUAUUUCUCUCUCUCUCUUUUUUUCUAUCUUUUCUAACUUUUCUAUCUUUCUUUCUAUCUUUCUUUCUUUCUCCCUGUAGAUAUCUCCUGUGCCUUCAGCUCCGGCAGGACAUAGCUUCGGGGCGUCUGCCCUGCUCCUUCGUCACCCACUCUCUGCUGGGUUCCUACUCCCUGCAGGCCGAGCUGGGAGACCACGACCCCGAUGAGCAACGCCUCGACUACAUCAGCGACUUACAGUUUGCCCCCUCACAGACCAAAGAGAUGGAGGAGAAGGUUGUCGAGCUCCACAAAACUCACAGGUCAGGGCUUUGUGGUGUUAAAGGGAUAGUUCAGCGAUAACUAUCCCUUUAAUGCAAGCAAGAGGAAGUGACACUGACAUUGAAGUCAUAGCUGAAGGGGCCUCUUUAAACCCACCCGGCUGUGGGGACUGGGGAAAGACACCUGUAUAGAAAUUAGAUUGGAAAUGACCCCUGGCCUUACUAAACCCUGUGAUUAUCAUAUUUUGAAUUCCCUGUUUUCAGCACCUGCCAUUUAUCUAUUUAUUUAUUAUUGACUUUAACUUUUCACCGCUGUGUUUGUUUAUAUGGGAUUGUUCUAUGUUUUGUCUACCAUUCUAGGGGGAUGACUCCUGCUCAAGCAGACACCCAGUUCUUAGAAAACGCCAAGAAGUUGUCGAUGUAUGGCGUCGAUCUCCACCAUGCCAAGGUGACUGACACACGGCACCGGGUUUUGAAAUGUCCAAGCAGAAAUUUUAAAGAAAUCAUUCCUGUAUACAUUUUUGGGGAAAUACUAGGAAAUACAUUUGUGAUGUUUAUAAAAUGCCCUGCGAUGAGAAAAUGUCAACCUCAUAACCGUAAAAAAUAUGAUUGAACUGUAAGCUCUUAACAAGGAGGCAUAGCCUACUGGUCAGUAUCCAAACUUAGUCAUUAGUCGAGGAACUGUUCUACUACGCUCCAUUAUUUGUGUAUGGAAAGUCUGUUGAAACGCCUUUGAGAGCACACAAGACUCAUGGAGGCUCCUUUGAUGUGGUGCGCAGUGAGUGGAAGAAAGAGGCAGGCGGAAAACACAAAGCUAAAGCAGAGAGCGGGCCGAUCACCGCAUCAGCUGUACAAACACAUUUGGUGGAGCCGGAGCUCUUUUCACUGGGCCAUCGGCAUGGGAACAGCCCUGUGGAAUGAAACCUUCUCUCUCCCGGUGGACUGGACAUGGGUUGAAAAUACUCCCAGAAAUGUUCUGCUGGUCAGAGAGAGAGAGAGAGAGAGAGAGAGAGAGGGAAGGGGGGGGGGGGAGCGAGAGAGAGAAGGGAGGGGGGAGAUAAGAGAAUGGGGGAGAGCUCUUAGUUCAUAUCCCAACCAUCAGUAAUCAGUGAGAAAGGUGCAUUUCAGGCCCUCAUGUCCUCUCUCUCUUUCGGUAGGUAGGCAGACAGGCAGGGAGGGAAAAAGGUUGUGUGGAAAAGCAUGUCAAGGCCAUGGGGAGUGAGAGGGGUGCGGUGGUUAAAAGCCAUGCAUUGGUGUCUAAUAGUCACCAUUCCCAUCAGUGGCGAUGGAUUUUCCUCCUCGUUUUACAGUUGAAACACAAAUCAAUAGUCCCUCAGUAUCGAACUAUCCAUACGUCCUGGACUUAAAAGGCCCUUUAUGGCGUCAUGCAAGUUCGAUAACAACUUUAGCAUUGAGUUAUGGUGGGAUGAUUGAAUAUCCGUCCUUAUUCAAUUGUAUGUAAUAUGUAAUCUAAUUCCAUUGUGAGCUUUGGCGAUAUUAAAAAUCUUCUGAACUGAAAUCUGAGAAUGUUGUCUGUUCUCUAUCCAUGUUGUCUGUACUGCUGCAUACGUGACUGUGUUUUCUGUUCAUUGUACUUUGCUGAACUGUUGCUUUGGCUGUUGUCUUCGUGUCUGCAGGACUCUGAGGGAGUGGACAUCAUGUUGGGAGUGUGUGCCAAUGGCCUGCUGAUCUACAAAGACCGACUCCGGAUAAACCGCUUUGCCUGGCCCAAAAUCCUCAAGAUCUCCUAUAAACGCAGCAACUUCUAUAUCAAAAUCAGGCCGGGAGAGGUAUGGAACAGCACCGCUCUCAGAGGAAAAACAAGACAUUUCUACAUUUUACUGUUGUCCUUUCGAAAACCCUCUCCAGAGAUCAGCCGUAGGAAAGAGACUCCAUCAUUGAGCAAAAUACUGACAAUGUUAGGAGAUGGUUUGAUUGUGGAGAUGAAAAUGCUGACAUUUAGGUAUUUCUUUCUCAAGGCCCAAUUCAAACUAGUUUUGUGGAAGGAGAGGUGGUUUUAUGGGGUUUGGCCCAUAUCUCGUCUUUUGUGGAGCAUAUGUUUUCUAACUUGGCUAGUUCUAGUACUCAGGGGAACUCAGCUCUAUACUCUGAUGUCUUCCAGACGGAGCUGUUUGAGAGCACCGUGGGCUUCAAGCUGCCCAACCACCGCUCUGCCAAGAGGGUCUGGAAGGUCUGCGUGGAGAAUCACACCUUCUUCAGGUAACGAUCACACUCAGCUCCCAUGUCAACGACCCCUACAUCGGUUUAACCUAAUCCUGUUCACCUCGAACGCACUGUCUGAACCAGGAAGAACUCGUGUGUUAGGGUCCUCUGAAGUCUGUUGUUUUUGAAAGAUUGCACCUUUCAUUAAAGUGUUCUGUUCCACAUUGCAACUUUAUCUAUAGGCCCUGUCUAACCUGUUGACUCCGUGAAAUGUGUCUAUGCUAACACAGACAGUCCAAGCCCAUGUCAGUGGACAGCGUUAAAUGGUUUCCCCCUCCCACACUGUGAAGUGUGUACCAACUGGAGUGUGUAAUUGGACGGUCUCUAGGGAGCAGUAGGUUCCUUCGAUACUUCCUGUCCAAUGAAAAGACAGAGGGGAGAAUGAGCACAGUUGAGUGGAACAGCCGUUAUGCACUUUGUUCAGGCAGCUUCUCCGUCCGAAGCCUAAAGCCAUGGCAGUUAUCAUGCGCUUAAACUGUCUCCUUAGCUUCCACUCUGCAGGGCUGUAUCAUUAAGGAAGCAAUUGUCCCCAGUUUUAGCCUCAGCCAGCACCAUCUUCAGAUGAACCUUUUCGUCGGUAGCCCUGCCACCUGGUAAAUAAUAUACGCUCGCUGGAUGAUUAUCUUUAAGUCUAAUAUUGCGGGUAAUGGAGUCGCCAAUGACUAAGGUUUUCAAUUUGUCCGAGAUAAUGGUGGGAGGCUUCAGCGGCUCAGACCCCAUAACGGGUGGAGGAGAGAGCUGAGAGUGCUUGGACUCUGACUCCGACUCGUUGCUUAGUGGCGAAAACCGGUUAAAAGUUUCUAUCAGAUGAAUGAUCGACACCGGUUGAGCAUGCAAACAGUAUUUCUUUCCUGAAGCCAUGAGAAAAUGUUCAGCUGUGGGGACUGUGCAGGGUGAUUAACACUACCUGUAUUUACUGGUGGCACGGACGCUGUAUCAUCCUUUCCUACACUUAAAUUGCCCUUGCCUAACGAUUGCAUCUCAAGCCCGGCUUGCAACUCAGCUAUCCUCACCAUAAGGCGAUAGUUCUCCUGUAUAUUAAGAGUACAGCGACUGCAAUGAGAAGGCAUCAUGUUAAUUCGUUUUGUUUUCGGCUGGAGGAGGUCCUGCAGAUCUAUGACCAGAUAAAGCGUCCGGGGUGAAAAAGUACAGCAAAAUGGAGACAAUGCGGAAGUGCGUUGCGUCACCAGUCAUGUAAUAAAUCCCACCUGCUGCGCCUCGCAUUAUUUGACAGUUCGUAAGAGGGGUGUCGGCACGCGCCAAAUUGAAACCAGAUAUGGCAUGAAGAUCCUCGGCUGUUUGAUCGAGCUGUUUUGUUCUUGGCACGGACAACGAGGAGGGGAGAGACAAGCCUCAACAAACACAAAGCAAAAAUGACGCACUGGCUUGCCUUCAACCCAACCACUAAUAUCUAAAAGCCCUGUAGCACCCCUCUCUUCCUGCUCUUCUCUCCUGUCAUUCAGAUCCUCUGUGUACUAAAGCAACUCCUAGUAAUGACUCUCCUUAUACUGUCAAGUUUGAAUUACAAACCCUGCCAUCCACUUUAAUGGUCUUGUACACUGAUAUAAAUCGCCCCGCUUAUUAGCGAUUUGGGCCAAAGAGCGGCUUUUCUUGAACUGUGUUGUGAGGUCAUGAUGUCAUGACAGGCCCUGGCUGGGCUGGAACGGAGAAGUCGUGCCGGGCUGUUGAGAUCAUGAUGGGAUCCACAGACACCCUGACACCCCAGCAGCACGCCCAGGGCCAGCGUGUUUAAAUUGGGUUGAAAUCAGCCCUGGCCUACAUGCCCCUGGGUUAAACAACAGAACAGACCCCGUCCUACUGUGCCUUAUUUGUGGAGACAACCCUAGUAUGGCUUAACCUGACACCACUAGAAAGAUGGACUUAAGUGCCCCCCCCGGCCCCUCAGGCUGGGCAAAGACCUGUUAGGUUAGUGUGUGUGAGAGAGAGAAAAAAUGUCUGAGUGAGGGGCCCUGCAAAGCGAAUGGGGGGGUGGAGAUGGGCGGACAGGAAAGCCCUGUCGCCAUUGGGAGAUUAAGGAUAGGGGCAGGGAGGAUUUCGACCACCGCUCCCCCACCACCCUUGUCUCCCAAUAAUAUCUAGUCCCAAACACAGCUGUUACAAAGAGCAGAGCCAGCGAAGGAGAAUAGGAGAUAGCUUACUCUUCGACGCCCAGACUUUGACUGGUUUCACAGCUCAUGUUCACUUACGGUCACUGACAAACAAUGAGACUGUUGAAUGGAUCCCUUUUACCUGGGUCUUCAUGAGUCAUCCAUAAUCUCUCUAUUUACACACAGAGAUAGCUAGGUUUAUCACUUCCGUCUCAGCGGUUAGCCUAGGUCACAGGCAGGACAUUUUCAUUUUUUUUCUCGUGAGAAUAGAUAGUACUCUUUAUCUAUAUACUCUCACUGUCAUCCAGUAAACUGAAAUAACAUAUCCACAUGGAUUUUACACACUGUAUAUGAUACGGUAUUUGUUUUGUUUUCAGAAUAGUUUUAUCUUAUUUUGGUCAUGUUCUCGCUCCAGGUUGAUGACUCCAGAAGCGCCCACUAAAGCCAAGUUCCUCACGCUGGGCUCCAAGUUCCGCUAUAGUGGGCGCACACAGGCCCAGACACGACAAGCCAGCACCCUCAUCGACAGGCCGGCACCCUACUUCGAGCGCACUUCCAGCAAGCGCAUCUCACGAAGCCUGGAUGGAGGUAGGCAGUGGCACUAGACGACACACACACACAGUUGGGAUUUGGGUUGACGUAUUCUUAUGCACAGUGCCCACUACCUUGAACUAUGGGCAGCGCUGGUAUUCUGGUAAUGAGUGUGAGUCGGUCCAUAGCUAAGUCUGCAGGCGAGGAGAUGAGUGUCUCAAGCAGCCGGUCUCUUUGUGACCAUGAGAGUUCUCAUUCAGUCAGCUCAGUGCAGACACAGUAGGGGGGCCGUCACAGAACCACAGGCUACCUCAGCCCUGCCAUCAAAGAGACAUUUAGAUGAACUGCUGGGGAGACACUCCAAAACGGAGAGAGAGAGAAGUAGAGAAAGUAACAAUGGACCCGCAGGAUCAGAGGAAAACCAUUACCGUGAGAUGUACAGAAAUAGCCCUGUUCAGAUGUUCCGUGUGACAGCAAUCAUCAACAUGCCUCAGCAUGCAUCCUGUUCCCAUGCCAACCAUUAAAAUUUAGAGGGAACGCACCACUAUCCUCCUGGUUUUACAGUCAGCUCAAACUGUCUUGUGAGCUGAACUAUGCUGGUGUUAUAUACCAUGUAGGCUAGUGGUUUUGCAUUUAGUCAAACAUGUUGCAAUGACUGGGGAUGAUCAUUCCUAUAGCCUACUAUUUGUCUCUCUUCCAAGUGUUUUUAGAAUAACCAUUUUGCAGUGUCCUGUACAAUGUCAGCCAGUGUUUAGCUGUAGGCAUGACAUAUUCCUUCACUAUCAUUGCUAUUGGCUAUAUACAGGAAAUGGCUCCAACAUCUGUUUCCCUUUGUUGGAACUUUGGGAAGGACUGUGGAUGAAACUGGACUCAUUCUUGACCAGGGGAUUUUAAUGUGUUUCUUUGACUGGACCCGGGCUGUAUACAUUACAUUGCACAUUUAACAUGGGAAAGAAACAGUGCCACUAAAGCAUUAACAAGCAUGAAGGAUGUUGUCAUUCCAAGGCUCACAUAAGUUAUUAGGCCUAUUUCCCACCAUAAAAGCAUUCUAGAAAUUGCUCUGAGCAAAACCUUUGCUUGAUUUGGGGAAUUAGACUAAAAUACAGUAAUACAGGACUGGCCGGCUGCUAUGCAGAUUGAAUGCAGGUGACGCUGUAGCUGAAAGUGAAGUAGUAAUUAUAUGGUGAAGCUUGAACAUGUACAGUGCCUCGUCUGACAGAAAGAUUAGUGUGUCAUAUUGACUGGUCAGUGUUUUGCGUCCAACUUCAGCAGCACUAAUCUAGGAGGAGAAUCCUAGAGGAACAUGAAUCACCAAAGGAAUGCCGAUAACUCGAUACUCUACGUUUCCAUGAAUAGCCUACAAUAACAUUUAGCAAGACCAGGGCUUUCACCUUUAUUCCCUCUCUGUCUAGCUUGUAAAUCUAGGAUAACUAAAUCAACAGUCCCAAAUACCCCAUGUGCACUAGAGCCGGGCCAUUCAUUAUUUAAGGGUUACUCUACUCACUCCAGCUGUGAGUUAACCUGGGCCUGCUCUGGAAUAUCCUUUCUUUGCUUCCUUCACUCCUCCUUUCCCCUCCUGUAUGUAGGGCCUCUCUGUUGAGCCUCUUGAUCAUUUAUCAUCAGCCCAAUUCACUGUGCUAUUAAUUCCCUCACGUUCCUCUUACUUACUUACUUACUUUAUUGUCCCCAUGGGGAAAUUUUGUUGCAGUGUCAUGUACACAUUUAAAGUAGUACAUUUAAAGUGUACAUCCCUCUACUACAGAUGUACACAUCUGUAGUAGAGGGAUAGAUAAGAAAAGGGCGGGAGGGAACCAUUUUGUUUUCCAUCUGGCCAGCCGUGGAGACUUCUCUCUCUCUGCUCUGGCCCCUGACUAGGGCCCCCAGAGCUUCAGAUACAGUCACAGCAGGUGUGGGACUGGGACUCUGAAUGAGACAGGGCUAGCUGAAGAGAAUUUGGUUCUGGUCUCUGGAGAAAUCCCACUCUCCCCUCCCAACACAUUGCACAUCAAUACAGGGAGUGGCGGCUGUGCUGUGGGUGGCACGGUCGGUUACUGACGAUAUCAGGUUAUGUAUCACACCACCAUAUCAAACCCUCACUACUAAACCCCAAAAAUCCACGACUACACCGCACCGCUCAGUCUGGUCUGCUUGAAUCAGUGUGUGUGUUGGCACUGCUAAAUACACUACUGUACACUACUGUACACUACUGCUAGCAUGACAAUUGUAGUUUGAAAAAUGGAUGCACUCACUAACUGUAAGUCGCUCUGGAUAAGAGCAUCUGCUAAAUGACUAAAAUGUAAAAUGUAGUUUUACCCCUUUCCAUCUGAAUAGCUAUUGGACAUAGGCAUUUACUAUACCAAAACAAAUAGCCAUGUCUGGUAUGUACUAUGAAUCCAUGCAAUCUUGGUCUUAUCUCAUCCACAAAAGGCGUGGUAAGAAAUCGUUCAUAUGGACCUGAUUAAACUGUGCUCUGGGGUUAGAGCACCUUCUGCUGGCCAGGCGUUGACAUUAGCAUGGUGUGCUGAUUUGAAGAGCUCUCUGAAGUAUGCAUAAAUGAAUGGAGAAUAUUAAUAUUAUAUAAAGCUUGAAUAUGUGUUGUCUUGUCUGUGCUCCUUCAGCUCCAGUGAUUAACGUGAUCGAGGCCCAGGACUCAGCCCCCACCUCUGUGGAGAACGGCAGGGAGCCUGGCCUGGAACUCUCCUCUGACUCCAAGGUAAGAGAGGAGGGAGGGGGAUGAUCUAACUCAAUCUCUUCUCUUUCAAGGAAGAACCAGACAUCCUGUUGGAUUGGAAAUGAAUUGUCUAUGUCUGUGACUGAUGCCUAAUGAUUUUAUCUUAAAGAAAUGCCCCCAAGGUUUCACUACAGGAAACUCAAUUAAUUAUGUCUACGGUCUAUCUUAGAAUUACGAGCUAUAGGAUGACAUUCUGAACUGUCUCCUUCGUGCCGUGCUAACUCCUGUAUAAAGGAUCAUAGUCAUCCUUACUUAACAGUGACUUGGCCAUAAAAGCCAUGUAAUUAGUUCAUUAUGUAACCUGUGGUACUGAGAGGAAAAGAUUCAGAGGCUCAUCUCUUCAGUGAUAAAGGCUCAGCUCAUUGGGGGCACUGUCUUAGUUGUACUAGGGCUAAUGUACACCAAGAGGACCCCCUCUCCCCCUCCUACCAUUGUGAUAUUAAUCGAGACUCCACUAACUGCAUUCUUGUCCGGGGGAUGUUGUCCUGCCAUGGUCAUGGAAUAUUUAUGGUUCUCUGGGGGUUUACCUGGAAGUUAAUAUUAAGGAGACAGAGCUGAAAGUAAUAGAGUUUUGAAUUCAAGUUGAAUGAGAACAACCAGAGUAUGACUGUGCUGUAUCUCAAUCUCUAACUCAAUCGCAAAGACCUACCUGCUUUUGGGUCGCUUUAGUUUCUUCCUACUCCUGUUAUCUACUCUGACUCUCUGCCUCUGUCCACUAGUGUUGUCAGUUCUGAUCCUGUUGUUGUACAGAUGUAGAAUGUGCUUAACCCUCCUCCCCCAGCACCUCCUGGACCACCCCCUUACCUUUGACCCCUGACCUCUCACACUGCCCCCUCGUCUUCACCCGUGUCACUCUGCUGCACCCCUGACCUGACACGUCUCACUGACUAAUGGUGUGUUUCUUUCUCCCCUCUCCUCUCUCUUCCUGCACACUCUUUCCUGUUAACGUUUAUCAUUUUUCACACAUUUGUUUCUUCUCUCGGUUGUGAUUAUUGCUUGUGUUUUUCCCCCUCACCCUUUCCUUCCCUGCAUGGUGUCUACAUGUGGGGGGAAACGACGGGUCAAUCACUGUGCAGUCAAUCUUCAUGUUCCCCCUGUCCUUCUCCUCCUCCUCAAACUCAUCCCUCCCUCCCAUCCUCGACACCAUCUCUGAGCUGGACGUUCUGUCUGACAUCUCGGAGGACGACCCCCUAUCCUGGGGCCAGCUAGAUGGGGAUGGGGACUACCCGGGUAUUUGGGUUCCUGAUUUUACCCCCCAGCAGCAUGCAGACAGCUUGGCUGCAGCAGAGCACUACCAUCACCAGCCUCUAGAGGCCUCUCCUCCCCCCUCCCCCCUAACCUGUAGCUCAGAGCCCCAGGAAGGGUCACCCGUCCAGGCCAAGGAUGCGGCUCAGUCCAGGCUGGGCUUCUCCCUGCUGGGGAUGUUGACGGGCCUGCGCCUGGGCCUCCUGCCCUUCUCUCUGCUGGACGAGGACGGCUACCUCUGCUUCCCCAGCCUGCCCCAGGACUGUGCUGCCUGCUUGGUCCCCGCGGGGCUGCAGCACUACCUGCCCCUCUCCUCCCCCUCUGUGGUGCCCUCAUUCAUGUUCAUCUUGGCUUUGCUGCUGUCUGCCUCCCAGUCCCUGGCUCUGGCCUUCCUCCUGGCCAUGCCCCUGGCCCUGUCGAUCUGCUACCUGGAGCCUAAGGCACCUGUCCCCGCUCAUGCCCCCGUGGCCACGCCCUGCUUAGACACACACACCGACACCCACACUUUCCUGCUGCAGGAAGAGCUGUGUGACCAGCUGUGUGACCCCGCUGCCUAAAUGUCACCCCCCCCCCCCCCCCCCCCCCCCCGGCUUCUGUCAGCUCCUCCCACCCCUCACUUCAGCCAGAGGUCUGUGUGUUCUGCCUCCCCUCCCUCCCCGUCAGCUCCUUCCACCCCUCACCUCGGCCAGAGGUCUGUGUGUUCUGCCUCCCUCCCUCCCCCUGUCAGCUCCUCCCUCCCCCUGUCAGCUCCUCCCUCCCCGUUACGUUUCACUCUCCCGUUUCCUUUCUUCUUAAAACCCUUGAUUUUCUGUCUAAAAUUACUAAAUAGAAUUUAAAUUUUUCGCCAUUCUUCAGAGAUUUUAAAUGAGUUCUUAAGACAAUCAUUGUUAUUGUACCAGUAUUGGCUGCUCUGUCAUAAAUCGUUUGUGUUAAAUGAAUACGAGCAAAAUAAUUUACACCUUUUUAGUGUUGUAAAAUAAUAAUAAUUAAUCCUGUUUCCCCAUCUGUUUGGCUGUACAUGCCUUGUUCAUAUACAGGUAGAUUUACAGUGUACAGUUGAAGUCGGAAGUUUACAUACACUUAGGUUGGAGUCAUUAAAACUAGUUUUUCAACCACUCCACAAAUUACUUGUUAACAAACUAUAGUUUUGGCAAGUCGGUUAGGACAUCUACUUUGUGCAUGACACAAGUAAUUUUUCCAACAAUUGUUUACAGACAGAUUAUUUCACUUAUAAUUCACUAUAUCACAAUUCCAGUGGGUCAGAAGUUUACAUACACUAAGUUGACUGUGCCUUUAAACAGCUUGGAAAAUUCCAGAAAAUGAUGUCAUGGCUUUAGAAGCUUCUGAUAGGCUAAUUGACAUCAUUUGAGUCAAUUGGAGGUGUACCUGUGGAUGUAUUUCAAGGCCUACCUUCAAACUCAGUGCCUCUUUGCUUGACAUCAUGGGAAAAUCAAAAGAAAUCAGCCACACAGCCGUCAUACCGCUCAGGACGGAGACGCGUUCUGUCUCCUAGAGAUGAACGUACUUUGGUGCGAAAAGUGCAAAUCAAUCCCAGAACAACAGCAAAAGACCUUGUGAAGAUGCUGGAGGAAACAGGUACAAAAGUAUCUAUAUCCACAGUAAAACGAGUCCUAUAUCGACAUAACCUGAAAGGCCGCUCAGCAAGGAAGAAGCCACUGCUCCAAAACCGCCAUUAAAAAAGCCAGACUACGGUUUGCAACUGCACAUGGGGACGAAGAUCGUACUUUUUGGAGAAAUGUCCUCUGGUCUGAUGAAACAAAAAUAGAACUGUUUGGCCAUAAAGACAAUCGUUAUGUUUGGAGGAAAAAGGGGGAUGCUUGCAUGCCGAAGAACACCAUCCCAACCGUGAAGCACGGGGGUGGCAGCAUCAUGCUGUGGGGGGUGCUUUGCCGCAGAAGGGACUGGUGCACUUCACAAAAUAGAUGGCAUCAUGAGGAAGGAAAAUUAUGUGGAUAUAUUGACGCAACAUCUCAAGACAUCAAUCAGGAAGUUAAAGCUUUGUCGCAAAUGAGUCUUCCAAAUGGACAAUGACCCCAAGCAUACUUCCAAAGUUGUGGCAAAAUGGCUUAAGGACAACAAAGUCAAGGUUUUGGAGUGGCCAUCACAAAGCCCUGACCUCAAUCCUAUAUAAAAUGUGUGGGCAGAACAGGGAGGCCUACAAACCUGACUCAGUUACUCCAGCUCUGUCAGGAGGAAUGGGCCAAAAUUCACCCAACUUUUGUGGGAAGCUUGUGGAAGGCUACCCGCAACGUUUGACCCAAGUUAAACAAUUUAAAGGCAAUGCUACCAAAUACUAAUUGAGUGUAUGUAAACUUCUGACCCACUGGGAAUGUGAUUAAAGAAAUAAAAGCUGAAAUAAAUCAUUCUCUCUACUAUUAUUCUGACAUUUCACAUUCUUAAAAUAAAGUGGUGAUCCUAACUGACCUAAGACAGGGAAUUUUUACUAGGAUUAAAUGUCAGGAAUUGUGAAAAACUGAGUUUAAAUGUAUUUGGCUAAGGUGUAUGUAAACUUCCGACUUCAACUGUAUAUAUAGCUCUGUUAUCAAGUUAGUUUUGCCCUAUAAGGACGUUAUUGCAGUGUUGCACCCCCUGUCCCUGUCCUGUUCACUGUUAUUAGUCGCCAUUUAAUACACUACAGUUUCUGACAUUUAAUACACCACAGUUUCUGACAUUUAAUACACCACAGUUUCUGACAUUUAAUACACUACAGUUUCUGACAUUUAAUACACCACAGUUUCUGACAUUUAAUACACCACAGUUUCUGACAUUUAAUACACUACAGUUUCUGACAUUUAAUACACUACAGUUUCUGACAUUUAAUACACCACAGUUUCUGACAUUUAGGCAACAAUAAGAAACAUAAAUUAGGAAAUGACAGAUGACACAAUGGUUGAAUCAGCUCUACACAGAAAAAUGACCAAUAUCCCGAGGCCAGCAUGUGAACCCCCCCCCCAUCCCAUCAUGCCUCACUCUCAUGUGGGCAGAGCCUGGGCGCUCCUCCCUCAGUCACAUGACAUUGUACCGUUAGGUGGUGCUGCUUGGAAUCAAGCUUUUCCAUCAUCCAUUUCACCUUUUCUUUCUCCCCGACAAAAAAACAUUCCCACUACAAAGACCACACAGGUAGAGGAGGAGCCUAGCGAAGGGGCGGCGGCCACACCUACUGAAGGCACUGAGGUCUGUGAGGGCAGUGGCCAUCUUUACCAUCAUACUGCACCUUUAAGAUUAUUUGUAAUACAGUAUAAACAUGGAGCUCUGGGCAGUGCAGGUGUCAAACUAACAUGUCCUUUUCUCCUGGGCACUCACAGAUGAAAAGAGAUGAGCCAGACUCCUCCCAGCAGGUUGAUUGAUUGAUUAACUGUGAUUGGUUGUUUGAUGGUGAAUUUGUCUAUAGAUCAUCUUGGUUUUUUCACAUCCUCUCUGCUCUUUAUUUUGUAUGCUGGGUUUCACUUUUGCGGCAGGAAUGUAGGCUUUGUUUUUGGUUUCUUUGUGCUGGUGCCACUGUGAUGCUCUGUGACACGUGUAUGGUUUUUUUCUCAUGCUUACAAAAGGAGCACAACACACUGCUGUUCAACCACACGCCACCACAGCUGAACAUGAUGAGGAUAGGACAUUGUUCUGGAUAGGCUUGCCUUAGCUGCAGCAUUCUAAGGAUGAACACCCAAAUAAGCUCUACAUUGUGAGGAGUAAAUAUUCUCUAUCUCUACAUAUUAGUAUUAGAGUUGAUCACUACACAGCUAAGGUGACGUGUGGUUUGGAGAGGGUCCAUUGUGGUCUGCUCUGACCAGUAGUGGACGUCCAGUGUAGUUGUGUCCCAGUCUCCACAGCCUCUGCUCUGUACUGGAACUGUCCCGACUGCACAGGUUCUCACCUCUGGCUGCUUGGGCAUUUUAUUUCAUUUUUUUAUGUAUUUUUCACAAAUGCGUCUUCAUUUUUUGAUUCCACAGAGCGGAAAGUUGAGAGUGCAGGGGGAAAAUAUAUAUGUCAGACAUAGCAAUUUAAUGUUGGAGGUUGGUAUGACUGUGAUAACUAUUGGCCCCUAACUAAAGGGAAUCAAAGCCCAUGCCUGUGACCUCUCUCUUGGCUCCUGUCCCAGACUGUCUACUCCAGUUUAGCUCUCACUCUCAGGCUCUGUGUGUAGCUCUGUGUGUAGCUCUGUGUGUGUGUGUGUGUGUGUGUGUGUGUUUGAACACCAAUGCAUGAUUUUGCAUGUUGGAUGGGGUGCAUGUCCGACCAAACAGGGUUUGGGGUUUAUUGGGGCGAGGGUGACCGCUGAUGAGCGCUUACCCUCUCCUGUUAUUGAUUUGAAAAUUGUUUUGGAUAUUUAGUAUUUUCCAGUGGUGUGUUUUUAACAGGACUAAUGUUGUUUCCCUAACCCAUAUAGGGAUUUUCCUGCUCUGGUUGGCUUGAUUUGAGUUGUGAAUUUGUAAUGGUGUAAUAACAAACUAAACCUACCCAGAGUGUUCUCUAAUCUCACACAUUAGAAACGUGGAACUGUCAUUAGUGCCCUUUAAAAUCGUGUGAUUACCAGAAUGGCUUUUUACAGUAUUUAACCCCCUAGAUUCGACGUCUGCGCCCCUGCGGAAAUCUAAUUAGCAUAAAAAUCCAUCAGUUUAAGCUAGAGAUGUUUUUUUGCAUUGGAUGUGUCUCAAUCCACCUCAUCCAGACCAUGAGACAUCACAAAGAUCAUAUUGUUAUGACCCCUCUGGAUCAUAUUGUUAUGACCCCUCUAUGGAUCAUAUUGUUAUGACCCCUCUGGAUCAUAUUGUUAUGACCCCUCUGUGGAUCAUAUUGUUAUGACCCCUCUGUGGAUCAUAUUGUUAUGACCCCUCUAUGGAUCAUAUUGUUAUGACCCCUCUAUGGAUCAUAUUGGUAUGACCCCUCUGUGGAUCAUAUUGGUAUGACCCCUCUAUGGAUCAUAUUGUUAUGACCCCUCUAUGGAUCAUAUUGUUAUGACCCCUCUGUGGAUCAUAUUGUUAUGACCCCUCUAUGGAUCAUAUUGUUAUGACCCCUCUGUGGAUCAUAUUGUUAUGACCCCUCUAUGGAUCAUAUUGUUAUGACCCCUCUGGAUCAUAUUGUUAUGACCCCUCUGUGGAAAGAUGAGAACACGAUUUUGUCCUCCGUUUUGCUCUACGACCCCCACACGCGUCUUGGGACUCGUCUGAAGUCGGCACAGCCGAUCUGCCAACUUCGGUCUGUUUGGGCUACAAACUUCCCCUCUGUGGAAAGGUGAGACUCUCACGAACACGUACAUGUCGGUUGUUUUGCUCUAGGACGCCCACAGGCCUCACAAGACUCGUCUGAAGGUCCCCUUGUACCAGUUGAAAAAAUUAAUGGAAGUAUAUAUGGAGACUGUUUUGUGGCAAAAAUAAGGGUUUAAAUACAUGUAAAAAAAUAUAUAUAUAUAUAUAUAUAUAUAUAUAUAUAUAUAUAUAUAUAUAUAUAUAUAUAUAUAUAUAUAUAUAUAUAUAUAUAUAUAUAUAUAUGUAUAUAUAUGUAUGUGUGUGUGUGUGUGUGUGUGUGUGUGUGUGUGUGUGUGUGUGUGUGUAACAAAUGUUUCCUGAUCUUUCUUAUAUCUCUCAUAUAUAGGACAGACACUUCAGAUCAAACUUCCUUUAGAUUUAUUUUGGGGAUUAUCUGUUGUUCCAUGUAGUGAAUCGGUUAUUCAAUUCGUUUGUAUUGGCUAAUAGCAAUAAGGUCAAAAGUAAUUUUUCAUCCAAUUAUUUUAUGUUUUUUUUGAUACUUCAAGGGGUCUAAAAAUUCUAAAUCAAAUGGCUAAAUGAGCCUUGGUAUGACCUUAAAACAUUUCCAUAUAGCUUAGUAGAACCAUGCGAUGUAUAAUUUCACACCUGCUGACUUGUGUUACAACAAGACUAACGCAGUUCAAAGUCCUUGUUCAACAGUCUCAUAAAGGGAAAAUGUAUCCCUCUGGUUGGGUUCCACUGGCAGUUCCACGUUUUGAUGUUCACUACUGAACUAAAGGGUAAAACUCAUAAAGCCUCGCCUCACUGAUGCCUCUCUCAUCACAACCCUUGAUCAGUGUGGAUGUUUUCUACAUCCUCUUCUCUAAAAGGGGUCACAACAAGUUGAACCCAGAGUGCUUUAAAUUGGAUAUUGUUACCUGCUAGUUAGAGUGAGGUCAGGAUUGGGACAGUGUGCAUGACCAUUUGAAAUAAGUAGUACCCACUAAUACCCUGUACAUUCUGUGGAGUGAUAUUGCCUCCUGGUGGCUCCUUAGGAAAUGCACUCUUUACUCUGAGCUAGGUCUAAAACGGUUCACCCAUACACACACUAAAAUGAACCAUAAACGGGCAGUCAGUGAGGCUUGGCGUCCAUCCUGUUACUAUCAUGGUUUACAGACUAAUGCACAUGUUGUCUGUUGUUCCCCCAUUUUGUCCUCUCCACCAUGGCUAUGUUUGGCGUCCUCCUGACACCGCUAGGACCUGGAUAAGACUCAGGAGGAUGUUUUGAAACAUCAGGCUAGCAUUAGUGAGUUAAAGCGCAGUUUUAUGGAGGCCACCCCUGAACCGCGUCCCAGUCAGUGGGAAAAGCGCCUCACUGCCAGCCCGGCUACCAGCCUGCGUCUGCAGGCCCAAGGGGUACGUGUCCAGCCGUGUCCUCCUGUCCCACCAGCCUGCCUGCAUGUCCUCUACUCUCCUCCCUGUCUCCACCUCUCUCUGAUCUGUCUCCAGUCUGCAGGGAGGCCCUGGCUCCAACCUCUAUCCCCUGGUUCUGACUCUCUAUGUUUGAUUAUGAUGUGACAGUUGGAUAUAGAAGUAUCACCCCUUCUCCCUCUUCCCCUUCUCUCUGUGGUCCUAAUUCCACAAACUCUCAGCAGCACUCCAUACCUCCCCUCCACUAGUCCCCUGAACAGACGAGUAGAUCACUCUCUAAGAAUAUCACUUGUCGGUCCUCUCCACACGUCACUGGAUUGCAUUGCUGCUCUCUCUCUCUCUCGCUCUCGCUGUCUCGCUCUCCCAUCUCUCUGACUGACUGUGUUAAGUGGAUUUAAAGAUAUUACCCAUUAUCCCAACUGUCACACGAGGGCCGCUGUCUGUGGGCUCCUUAAUCUACCUGUAGAUACUAUUCUUCUCUCAGCCAAUGGCUGAGCUAGCUUCUCUUCUCCCUCAGCCAAUGGCUGGCUGAGCUUCUCUCUCUACUGUACUUCACCCUGUGGCUGUUAUGAACCGUCAGCCUCCAAUCGAAUUAAUUCUGACUGUCCUUUUGCUCUGAGAGUUUAGUGACUGUCUGUCCAGAUCUUAAGCACUGUGGUCUCUUUUAUUUCUGUUCUGAGCUGUAGCUACACAUUAUAUUUCAAUAUGUCACGCUGCACCAACCAAUGUUCUUUUGCGCUUGUUUUUCUGUGCUGUUCACAAUUUUCUCUGCCUCUUACGUUUUGAAUUUACACAGAACAUAAGGGCUUAUUUGCACUACUGUUGAAAAUUCCAUUCUUUCUGAGCUUUAAUUUUCACUGCUGUAUUAUUUCAAAACGGUAUGCUUCAUUCACGUGCACUUGUGCGUCGGUGUAAACGCUCCUCCUCCUUUCAGCUGGACAAGCCUCACUUUUGAGUUCCUACUUCAAGUGUCUCCUCUUGUGAUUUCCCACCCUGUGUUUCAGACCUGUGUUUGACUGUGUUGAGUGACGUACUGCAUGCCUCUUGUCACUCUGUGUCUACACCCAACAAGAAAGGUGAUAGUGUUCACACACAGGCCUUGGCUGGGUCCUGGACCUGUGUGAUAAACAGUGUGUGUGUGUGUGUGUGUGGCAUGUCUGUGUGUUGCAGAUGUGCUGCCUCAUUCUUAGAACACAAACCUCCAUCAUCCCUGUCUCUCUCUGUGUUUCAGAGCUGAACAUUUCUACUCUGUCACCUUUUCCAGCUUUCCUCUCUCCAGUUUCUCUGUGAUGUCACUCUGCCGCCGUUAGCCACUGUAUAGUUUUAAGGGCACUUCUAUGUCUUCUGUUGUGUUUUUGUACUGUGUAGACUAACUUGUGAAAGUGACAACUAUUCUUCUUCUCUUCUCUCCAUAAGUGUGUCUGUCCGUCCUCUAACUCUGACCUCUUUGCUUUGUCAUUCUCUAACCCGUGUAGAGCUUAGAAGAGGAAAUUACCUCCAUUUUAUUCAGUACAUUUGCCUGUGAGUCUGGUCUGGUUGACCCCGGCUGUAGCACCAUUAAGAACAGCAGAGGGCGCUGGCGCUGUAUUCUCUGGCCCAAUGGCCUCAGCUCCACUCACUGCCCAGGUGCUCCUCAGUACAGAUCAAAUAAAACCAACAAAACAUCAGUGUCGUUACCAUGCCACAACUAAUGUAUUGUCCAUUGUUCCAUCUCUCUGCUGCUAUAGCAAGUUCAUGACCAGUCCAGACCACCACACACAAUCAAAGUAAUGGCCGCAUUUACAGUGUAUACACAUUAUUGUGACAAGAUGUGUCAUUGGCUUGGCGAUGCACAGUAUGAUGCAAUUCUAAGUAUUUGCAGAUAACCUUAUUCGCAGAUGACAUACUAAUUUUGUACACAAGCUGUAAGAGAUUAUAGAGCAAACAAGGCUGGCCAUAAACUUCGGCGUGAAUAUUUUCUUGACAUUUCAUUAUCUUCUGUCAUUCGCCACUUCUUUCUCUGAAUGCUCAUGUUCUGACUUCUUUAAGUGUUCUGUGUGUUACUACACUAUAUGUUUUUAUGUAGAACUGUUAAAGGUUCUAUUCCUACAGAUGGGUAAUGAGAUGGUAAUGUUUGUGCAUGGCAGAGAGAGAGAGUCUCUUCCUCCUAACCUGCUCAGAGGGGAACCUGUACAGUGCUAUGGUAACUAACCCUAGUGAUUCCUGAUGCCAUGCUGAUGUGUGUGAGUGACCGCUGCCUGUUGGUUGCCUUUGUUCCACAGAGGAGCCCCCCACCCAGAACCCAGGAGCCUCUCCCUGACCUCACAGUGGACACGGUCGCUAAGGUGGUCCCCCCCAUCUAACACCCCCACCUUCUGCUAUCUCUCCCCCACACAUACUCUUAACCACCAGCUCAUCUAUCUUUUUUUAUUCCAGAUAUCUCUUCUUCCAGCCAUUCAUCCAUCUAUCUCUCUGUUUGCUGUUUGCCAUUAUGCUGGCUGUUCUCCAUCUGUUGCCAUUUCCAUCCAUCCUUAUGUUUGUUACGUUGGGUUUUUUAGUUGGUGUUGUUGUUGUUGUCCUUUGUUGGGUUGUGUGGUCAUCUUUUACGUUAUUGUUGUUCUCUCUCCAUCCCGUUUGUUGUUUUUGUUCUCUGGUGUAGAGUUCAGAUGACAAACAGAAAUCAGACGAUGCGACGUGGCAGGCAGCAGAGGUUGAGAUAGAAGAGACAGUAGUCGUCGAGGAGAUCAGGGUGGCCCCCAAAGGCUCCGUCACCAUCACCACCCCCGAGGUGGUGGUCACCCCUGUCGCCGUGGAGACAGAGGUCGAGAAGCCCAAAGACGAAGUGAUAGAGGAAGUGAAGGAGGAAGUGAAGGAGGAGCAGAAGAGGCCUGUGAGCGUGUCCUCGGACAGCCACAGUGAGAGCGAGGAGGAGGAGGCGGGGGAGUACCACCCCCAGGUCACUGUCAGCGCCUCAGUGGACCAGAUCAAAGAAGAGCCUGAGGAAGAGGAGAAGGAGGAAGCGAAAGACCAUGAGGAACCAGAGCAAGUUGCAGAGCCAGAACCACUCCCAGAGGUCGAGGAAGAGGCCAAGCCUGCCCCUGCAGUAGUGGAAGAAACCCCUGUGGCAGAGACAGAGACGGCCCCUGUGGCCGAAGCCCCCGAGGAGGAGGAGGAGAGCACAGAGGACAUCCUGGUCACCCCUCACGAGGCCCCUUACGGGCACGCCGAGGCCCCUGAGGACCAGCCUAGCCUGGUGGCCCUAGAAGAAGAGGAAGAGGAGGAGCCCAGAGUCAACGGGGACGCGUCUCACGCUGAGACGGAGCGCCUCCCCCAGGUUAUUUGUUGCUCUGAGGUAAAUGAAUGCCUGCUGUCUCCCAGAGCUGCGUAGUGCUGAGCCGUGCACACGCACUUCUGACCUUGAACACCACCCACCUCCCCUCCUACCUACCUACUACAUACCUAGCUUCCUACUGUACCUACACACCUACCUGCUGCUUCUCUACUCUGUCUGUCCAUGCUUCUCUCGCUUAGCACCUGAGCGUCACAGCAAUGAACGGCUAUCUGAAGGCCUUUCACCUGCACAGCGAUCGCUUGGGCUAUUUUUCGAAGGAAGUUAAAUGUUGAUAAGUGAUAAUCGUAAGAAAUAAUGGCUAAUAUCCCCCAGCAGCAGCACCUUCCGUUGUGGAUCUGUGCCAAAGUGCUGCCCUCCUCUGUCAAUCUGUACCCCCCAGACUACUUCACUGUAAUCAUUACCACCUCAGUGCACCACGUUUCUGUUGGUGUUUUAUUUUUACUCUACGUACUGUACUGUGUCCCUUCAUACAUUAUACAUACUGUGAGCACUAUGUAUCGGUCGCCCCUGGGCCCUGUGUUUGUGAAUUGCAUGGGAGUGGAGGCGUUGUUGUUGUGCACUGCAUGUUGUGUGUGUUACAGCAUGGGGAGUGUCUCCUCCCCUGUAUAGGGUCUUUGUUUGUCUAAGUGCUUGGGAGAGAUGUGUUAUUGCCUGGUCGUUGGCAUUCAUUACCACCGUGACUGUCUUCAAGGACUCGUCCUCCCAACCACUUAAAUAUCACAACGUUCAUUUGUGGGAACGUCAAUGCAUGUCUGUGUCGUGCUGUUGGUCGCCUGUGGCAAAGAUCAAAGCAAAAAUGCAUUGUGCAGUUACAUCAUAAUUACUUAAAUUGACUUAAUUUGCCUUUUUGCAUUUUCAGUUGGUAACUUAGCUUGCAUGUGCUUGGUUGCAUGGUUACGCCAAAGAGAUUGUAGUUUAUAGUUAUGUGAAAUUUUGUAACGUCCAUUUGCAGCCUGUGCGUGAGUUCUGUUCCUUCUACUUUAGAGGUUGUGCUGUGUUUGCUUUGCCCUUGCAUGUGUUAUUUGCGUAGUGAAGUGGACCAGCUUGGGUGUGUGUCUGUCCUGACUCUCCCUCCCUGCCCUCCAGCCUCCUGUGGUGAAGACAGAGAUGGUGACCAUCUCAGACACGUUUGCGGCCCAGAAGAUGGAGAUUGCCACUAAGGAAGUUCCCAUCGUGCACACAGAGACCAAGACCAUUACAUACGAGGCUGCACAGGUAGGACCACUCUUUAGAUAGCCCACCACAACUAUAUUGCUAGUGUUCAGACGGGUAAUAUGAUGCUCAAACUGGCUCUGUGUGUUUGUUCUCCAGCUGGACGGCAGUGGAGACGGUGAACCAGGCGUUCUUAUGACAGCCCAAACCAUUACAUCUGAGUCGCUGUGCACAACCACCACCACACACAUCACCAAGGUAACUACAUGUAACCACACACAUCGCCAUGGUAACCACACAACCAAACACACCGCAAAGGUAACCACAUGUCGUCAUGGCAACCACACACAUUGCCAUGGUAACCUCAAAGCCACAUCCAUCUCCAAGGUAACGGCCCAGCUCUCCCUGGUCCAUUGUGUAAACACCAUGGUAUGAAAACUGUUUUGCUGGGAGGACUGGAUUCCAAUCUGGCAGCAUUAUUCAGUGUAAUCUUUGUGCAAAUGAAGAGCAGCCAACUCUGUAGUGUCGAUGCUUGGGGCUGGCACCUACCCAGCCCAGGCAGCAUUCCUCUGUUGUGACUUGAUGCAGACUCCUAGAUGCCAAACACCAGCCCCCGUACCUGGCUUAAGCAGACGCCUAACAGCAGUGGUGCACCUGCACUGCUGGACAGUGUUGCUAGCAGGCGCCUGAAGAUCUCUGGUUUUCCUAUGCUCUCUUGCUGGUGGCACCAAACUCAUUUAUACACAUAGCUGGGGAUGUUUUCUCUUUAAAUACUCCUCCAUGGGAGCACACAUGUCCACAAGGAGAUACUCGGGAUACUUCUAAAUGAAAUUUCAUGAAAAUCAGCUCAGUGCAUAAUUUAAGCCUCCUGAUGGAUUUGUUGUUUUACUAGUACAGUAUGUCUGUGCACUUAUCCUGGACAUCUGGCUGUUUGCAGACAUUAAAAGGUGGUCUCUCAGAAACCAGGAUCGAGAAGCGCAUUGUUAUCACCGGUGACUCAGACAUCGACCACGAUCAGGUGAGCGUCAGUCAGUCACACCAAUCAGACACGUCCUCUGGUGGGAACCAAUUACACAGUAUACCACAGCAGCUUGUACUACUGAAUGGAAGUUGUCGGCCUAAUACAAUUCUGUCACAUUUGUUCAUUUAGUGAACAUUUAUACUUAAUUAUGGAAAUAUGAUAUGCCAUACUACCAACUGCAAUCAAUCAAUCCCUCGCUCAUAUUAUGUGUAGUGAAUAUCUCAGCUGAAAGAGAUGCAUUGAUUCCUGUGACAAGACCCAGCUCUCUGAUUUAUAGUGUCAAGAGUUUAUUUUACCUCUGUAUGAGAGAGAGCUCUGCUAAUUUAUCUGUUCUCUGGUCAUUAAACUAAAGAGUACAGCAGACUGAUACACUCCACACAGAGGUCCCUGUAGAACGGACAAAUAUUCACAACAACAUAUGUUUCCACAGUAGAAGUUCACCCCAAACCCCAAAGGGACAAGCAUGGGCAGACGUCCAAGCCAUUCCAUUUGUACGUCCCUCCCCCUCCCCAACCCCUCCCAUCCUUUGUCCUCUCAUUUUAUGUUUUGCAGAUUUUUGUUGUUGUUGCCACCACUACUUUUCUCAUCUGUGUCCAUAAUGCCUCCAUUUUGUUUGUUUUCUGUUAUUUUGUGCUCCAUUAUUUCCGUUAAUGCCAUCGUCUCCCUUUCCUUUUGGGUGUGUUGUUGCCGGGUCGUGCUGCCACCCCGGGCAGGCCUUGGCCCAGGCUAUAAAGGAAGCCAAAGAGCAGCACCCUGACAUGUCAGUGACCCGGGUGGUGGUCCACAAAGAGACAGAGCUGGCAGAGGAGGGCGAGGACUGA